Messenger RNA from Drosophila pseudoobscura, 861 nucleotides. RefSeq names its product UPF0428 protein CG16865. Gene Ontology annotation, biological process: endoplasmic reticulum membrane organization; endoplasmic reticulum to Golgi vesicle-mediated transport. The coding region runs from base 1 to 753 and encodes 250 amino acids. The record is from RefSeq and is a predicted model, not a curated record. Lineage: Eukaryota; Metazoa; Arthropoda; Insecta; Diptera; Drosophilidae. The transcript has 4 exons.
AUGCCAAAAGUUGUUUCUCGCAGUAUUGUGUGCUCCGAUACAAAGGAUCAGGAGGAGUACAGUGAAGAGAAACCCCUCAACAUCUACUACUGUCUAUGCAAUAAGAUGGCUUUGAUUUUGGAUUGCAGCCUGGAUCAAUUGCCGCUACGAGAAGUAGACAAUGCCCGUGUAAUAAAUGCCAACGAGCACGCCAACAAGUUGACCUACAAUCCAACUCCAAAAAUGCUCUACAUACGCCGCAAGGGCAGGGGAAACGCCAUAGAGAAACAGUACCGGUAUAAGUGCCGCAGCUGCGAUCUUCCACUUUACUACCGCCACAAUCCGGACUCCCAUGUCACCUUCGUGAUGUUCAAUGCAUUGGUUAGCGCCAAGAAUGAGCAGCCAUUGGCCCAACUUCUGGGAACAGAAGCAAAGAACAGGGCGAAACUUUCGACUGCUGCCCCAGCGCAGAGUGCGUCGUCUGCCGCAGGUGAGGAUUCCGGUAUAGUCGAUGCCAGUGGAAAGAAAGUCAUGGUCACGCGGCACACAAAGAAUAUGGGCAAGUUCAGCUCGGUGACGGUGUCCACCAUAGACGAAGAGGAGGACGAAAUUGAAGCGCGCGAGAUUGCCGAUAGUUAUGCCAAUAAUGCGCGCAUCAUUGAGAAGCAGCUGCAACGCAAAGGCGGGAAACUAAGCGACGUCGGUGUCAGAGGAAAGACGGAGGACGCGCCUCCACCGCAGAAAAAACAGCGCGGUACUCUGCUGGAGAGAUAGCUACAUAUUUUUAUAAAAUAUCUCUGUAAUAUGCAUACGUAUGGUAUAGAAGAGAUUAUGCUGAUAAGAGACCCUAAGUAAAUAAAACUGCGACAUUUCCUUAAGUCC